GGCUGUCGCUCCUGCCAUCUGCGCCUGCCUCCGCCUCGUCGCCUUCUGCCUUCCCGCUGCCCGCGGCCUCCCAACGCCACCAUGCCCCAGCAGCAGCAGCAGCAGCAGGGGAGGUGGCUUUCCUAGCCGGGCCGCCCGCGGACCCCCUUCCUUCCCUGGUUCCCCGCUCGCGCGCCCCUUUCCACCCUCCCGGCGGGGGAGGCUCCCGGGGUGUUUCUUCAAUGGGCAGUUUGCUGAGCGGGGUCAGCUUCAAGGAGCCCACCACGGUGGAGGACUGCGACUCUACGUGGGAGACGGACUCGGAGCCGGAGCUCCAGGAGCCCGAGCAUGGAGACGAAGGGCCGCCGCUGGAGGGACUGGGCGGCGGGGGCAGAGCAGAGGACCCCGCCGAGGAGGGACCCCAGCAGCAGCAGCAGCAGCAGCAACAAGAAGAGGACCCGCUCCCUGCGGCAAGUGCCCGGGCGGAAGACAUCGCGCACCGGGAAGAGGCAGAGGAGGCGGCAGUGGAAGACGAGCUGGAAGGGGAGGAUGAUGAGGGCGAAGACUGUGAGGAAGGAGCGGGCCGCCAAGAAGGAGAAGCUAUUAGCGUUGACCAGGGGGAUGAUGCAAUUGAAGUGACAGCUAAACCAAAGAGAAGCUUUUAUGCUGCAAGAGAUUUGUACAAAUAUCGGCACCAAUAUCCACAGAACUUUAAAGAUCUACGAUAUCAGAAUGACUUGUGCAACCUUCGUUUUUACAAGAAUAAAAUUCCCUUUAAACCUGAUGGUGUUUACAUUGAAGAAGUCCUAAAUAAGUGGAAAGGAGACUAUGAAAAGUUGGAGCACAACCACACUUACAUACAGUGGCUUUUUCCUUUAAGAGAACAAGGACUAAAUUUUUAUGCGAAGGAAUUAACAACAUAUGAAAUAGAGGAAUUCAAAAAAACAAAAGAGGCAAUUAGAAGAUUUCUAUUGGCUUACAAAAUGAUGUUAGAAUUUUUUGGAAUAAAAUUACUGGAUAAAACUGGGAAUGUAACACGAGCAUCUAACUGGCAAGAGAGAUUCCAGCACUUGAAUGAGUCUCAGCAUAACUACUUGAGAAUCACCCGUAUUCUCAAGAGUCUUGGGGAACUUGGAUAUGAGAGUUUCAAACCUCCCCUGGUAAAAUUUAUUCUCCAUGAAGCUCUUGUGGAAGAUACCAUCCCCAACAUUAAGCAAAGUGCUUUGGAAUAUUUUGUGUAUACCAUCAGAGACCGGAGAGAAAGAAGGAAGCUUCUGCGAUUUGCCCAGCAACACUAUACACCCUCUGAUCAUUUCAUAUGGGGUCCACCAAGAAAACAGAAAAGUGAAGGAAGCAAACCGAGCAAGAAGCUGGCAUCUCCCGUUUCUCUUCGCAACAGCUGUACUUCUCGACAUAAGAAAAGAGACUCCAAGAAUGCUCCUGCAUUUUGCAACUCAAGUGGCAAAUCGACUGAUGAGAAAAGGGCAGGAGCCGCACCUGUUGAAACUGAGGAGGAUCUCACUAGGAAACGUAGCAGCUCUGAGACUGCUAAGCAGAGUAGUGGUGAAAAGGACAGUGACCUUGAAUGUCAGAACUCCAAACAGGAAGGAACAGUCAGUCCUUUGCACCAAAAGGAAAAUAUUUCCCAUUUCAAAAAACAUAAAGGUAAAAAUGAUGAAAAUCUGAACCAAGACAGUAGAAAUCCCGGAGAUGUAGAAAAAGAUUCUUGCAGUAGUUAUUGUGGUCCAGCUGACACAUCAACUGAUCUGCAGGACAGUGUAGGUAAGGAUAAAAAUCCAGUGGGAUCAAACUCUUAAAGCAAAGAGGAGACUCCAGGAUUCAGACAUCCCAGUAAACCCAGUCUCCUGCUGAGAAUUACAAAAUGGUGGAUUCUUUUCACUUCUAUGAAACUGAAUAUCUUAGUUCUGGGCCUGAUGCCAAAUCUGUCAGUAUAGGCUUUAUGGAGUUGUAUGGCUUAUUUCAUUUGACUUGGUUUGCAUUUUUGAAAGGGGUGUGUAUUGUUGCUUAAAAACAACAUCAUAUUCUGAAUUCAGAAACUUUUGAGAAGUUUGCUCUCCCUUGGUUUUGUUUAUUUGUUCUGUCUCUUAAGCUACAGUUUAUGUUUUUGUAAACCUCAUGGUCCAGUUAGAUUUUUGAGGAGCUAGGGACUGGAAUGUCUCUAGUAUGUAAUCACUUGGCAUGCUGCUCUUUCCCAGUGUUUCUGCCAUUGCCUGAAAAUCAAAGUAGAUCUAGGCUGCACCCCCAUUUGAACAGCAGUAUUUGGCUUGAGUUCAAGUCCCACCUCUUGUGAAUCUCACUGUGAUACUGGGAAGAAAAACUACAUUCUCCCAACCUUGUUUCCACUUCUGUGAAAUGGGAAUAAUUUUUUUCUUGAGGUGGUGGUUGAAAACAAAUGCUAGAUGGUAAAUUGCUUUUUAAAUUGGAGAAAUUAAUGGUGAUAUUCACACCAGCACCCACUGUACUCAAAGUUUUUCACUGCUUCUUUCCCUAUCAUUUCUUUCAAUUCCCCCUUCCCCGGUGUAGUGUAUUUUCAUGGAUAUAAGGUUGGUUUGGUCAGGUCUGAAGUUGACUAGCUGACUUCUGGCAUGUUACUUGCUUUUCCUCUCCUUUCAGUAGGGUUGUUCUGAGGAUAAAAUGGGAUGUUGCCAUGUACACUGCUAUGAAUAAGUUUUGGUUCUUGGAAGAAUGUUGCAUUCAUAUUUCCUGUUCCUUUCUCUGUCCCCAUACUGUUUCUUCCCUAUUUGUGGGGUUUAAUCAGGCCAUGCUGAUGAAGGAGGAAUGCUGCUUUCUCUUCUGUUCUAUGCCAUUGUUUGUCAUUCUGGAAUAUACAGGGAACAGCCUAAGAUGAAAAAAGUUCCACUGAGAGCUGCACACCAGAUCCAGAUCUCUCUCUCUCAUCUUGUAUGAAUCCUUUUUUUUAGUUGCCCCUUCUCAAAAACUCAAAUGUUUCUUCCCAAUAGAAAAUGCUCAGGAAACAUUAUAGAUUUGUAGAGGAGAAACAGAGAACUUUGAGAAAGGAUAUGACUCACAGGACUCCAGAAGAAUGAGGGACUACUCUUUUAGAGGCAGAACACCUCUCCUUGCAAGUAAGCCCUUAGUUAGUUAUCCAUAUCAUUCUGCCAAGUAGCAAAGAGUAUUUUAUCACAAUGGUGUGAUGAGAUGGUUAUCUGUAUGGGUUCUCAAUUGGCUCCUUAGGUAAUACAAUCCUGUUUUGAUUGAAGUAGGCCUGUAAAGAUUUGUUAUGAAACUUUCUCCUGUCCAGAGCUGGAUUUACACAUCAGCUAAGGUAUAUCUUUGGCCCUGUAAAUAUGGAAAAGUAUUAAAAUUGCUAUUUUGGGUGA
Sphaerodactylus townsendi is the source of this 3341-nucleotide messenger RNA. It is a transcript of the gene OGFRL1, whose product is annotated as opioid growth factor receptor like 1. Gene Ontology annotation, molecular function: opioid growth factor receptor activity. Gene Ontology annotation, cellular component: membrane. The coding region runs from base 222 to 1796 and encodes 524 amino acids. Lineage: Eukaryota; Metazoa; Chordata; Lepidosauria; Squamata; Sphaerodactylidae. The transcript is spliced from 7 exons. The record is from RefSeq and is a predicted model, not a curated record.